Suillus subalutaceus is the source of this 486-nucleotide messenger RNA. RefSeq lists its product as uncharacterized. Lineage: Eukaryota; Fungi; Basidiomycota; Agaricomycetes; Boletales; Suillaceae. The transcript is spliced from 4 exons. The coding region runs from base 1 to 486 and encodes 161 amino acids. The record is from RefSeq and is a predicted model, not a curated record.
AUGAGUGAACACAAUCAAUCAAGGAACUCAAGGCAAAUCUACCUCCCGAAAAACCGUACAUCCAGUGAACCAAGCGCUGGUGAAAGUCCGGGCAGAUGCCAUGGCAAAAUUCGUCGGUUUCUAGGGAAGGUUAAGAAUGCAACUAAAUGGAUUUCUCACUCGAAGGAUUCAAGCAGCCAUGACCCUGUUCUCUCGAACAUUGAUUGUGAAGGUGCUUCAUCAAUGCCGAAUAUCAAAGAUCUGGAUGCUCCCUCUGGUGUGGAACAAGGUGCCGGUCCCCAAUUAGCACUUCAGACCGCCAAACAGGCUGUAAAACUCAUCAAACCACCUUUGAGACACACAACAUCUACAGCGUCUACCGCCCAAAAUACACCAGCGGGUCUCGAGGCUGCAUAUAAUUUCCAGGAUACAUAUCUUCAACCCCUCAGGAUAUUCGACAAGAUUACUCUGCACUCGAGUUCAGCGGUGCCUCAGCAGCAACCCUAA